UCAAGCGGAGCUAUGGCGGUGGUGUGGGUGAAGCGGGGUGACGAGGCGCUGCGCUUCCCACUCAUAGGCUCCAAACUCAUGGUAAGCUCCAUCGCUCGUCACUGGGGCCUGGACCCGGACUCCCUCCGCAUUGGCAACUGCGCUCUAGUCCCAGGUGCCGACGGCAACUCGGUGCUCUCCCUUGACGCCAUUGCCGCGUUGCUCCAGGACCAGCCCGACCUGGGUGACGGUAGCAGCCACGAGCAAGCGCUCGUCAUCACGGGCCGACGCCGCUCUGCUGAUCACCCCGCCGUCCAGGAUCACAUCCGGCAGCGCGACGAGGAGAAUCUCGUGGCCAAGAAGCAAAGAGCCGAGGUUGCGAGGUCGAGGCAGUUGGAGGCGUACCGGAGCAACGUCGAGGGCCUGUGGUCGUAUGUCAAGGAGCUGGAGCUCACCGUCACGAAACCAGAGCAAGUUUGCAACGUGAUGCAGUCCCGGGUCUCCAAGAUGGUGGCUCGCUUGCACUUUGUGGAGGGUGACGACGAGCCGAGCGAUGACAACUACAAGGGCCUGGCCGCCUUGGUGAAGCCCGAUGGCUCUUGCUUCACCGCCGCCGUGUGCUGCAACCGUAGCUCCACCUCUGGCAAGUACGUGCUGGUGUUCUCGGAUCCACCACUGGAGUACGAGUGCGUGGUGACUUACGAGGAAGAGGUCGAGAUCGCCAUCCUGACGCCGGCCAAACCUGUCAGCUUCGACUAUUGCAUCAACUGGAAUGACUCGAUUUGCAAGUCGGAUCAUGCCUACAGCUGGAAGCGCGACCCACAGUCCGGGGACGUCAAGUGCGUGGCGGGCAUCUUCAUCGAGGAUCCAAGCCUUCCAAUUUAUCAGUUCGAGCCUUACCACAUGGUGAUGCUUCCGGUGGAGAGCACGGUGGAGGUUGGUGCUCCUGUCCUUGACGAUGCAGGACAUCUUGGCGGAGUGGUGGUGGAAUUCGAGGAGAUCCCGGCUCGUGAUACUCGACCGACGAAGAAGAAGAAGAAGAAUGGAGAGAGGAGGCUCGACGAGACUGCCAUCCGCGACCAGUUCCAAAACCGAGUCAAGGAGGAUCCCGACUUUGGGAAAGCUCUCGAGGCUGGAUUCGUGCACCGCAAGGCUGUCGUUUAUGUCGCGUGUUUGGACAUUGAUGGUUUGACGACUGUUUGGUACGAUUGGACGAAAGCUCAUCCUCUAAAAGAGUUUGAGCCUUCAAGCUCCAACGAGCAAAACGUCAUCCAUUGGCGCAGGCACGCAUAAGCGUAUUUUUCUCUGUUUUUCAAAUUCUCCGUGGCAAACUUGUAGAUUUCUUGAAAACUUGCGAGUCUGUGAUGGCCUGCCGAGGGUGGAUAUCGAGAAGCGGCUCAAUGUGCAGCAAGAGCGAGGGAGUUUGCGGGAAUACUUUAGCUAUAGGAUUAGGCCUUGGCUCUUUUCACAAGACUUGGCAUAGUCGCAAUGGUUUCCCUUCGCACAGUUUUCACACCA
Messenger RNA from Selaginella moellendorffii, 1497 nucleotides. RefSeq lists its product as uncharacterized. The coding region runs from base 13 to 1272 and encodes 419 amino acids. NCBI's taxonomy places the organism in Eukaryota, Viridiplantae, Streptophyta, Lycopodiopsida, Selaginellales, Selaginellaceae. The record is from RefSeq and is a predicted model, not a curated record. The transcript has 3 exons.